This is a messenger RNA of Lutra lutra (Eurasian river otter), 5051 nucleotides long. It is a transcript of the gene SERINC2, whose product is annotated as serine incorporator 2. The transcript has 10 exons. Gene Ontology annotation, cellular component: membrane. Lineage: Eukaryota; Metazoa; Chordata; Mammalia; Carnivora; Mustelidae. The record is from RefSeq and is a predicted model, not a curated record. Bases 256 to 1653 code for a protein of 465 amino acids.
GGGGCAGCCAGUGGCGCCGGGCUCGCCCGCGUCAGCUCGGGUCUCCCGCCUCCGAGUCCCUGCCCCGCGCGGGCAGGACCUGCUCCCUUCCCUGGCCUAAAGGCGCUCUUCGCCAUCUGAGAAGGAAGAACUGGGGGCACGGUGCCCGCGAGGUGGGGUGCGCGCCACGGACAUCUUCGUCCCCCACUGUAUCCCCGAGUUUGGGGUUAGAGCAGAGAUGAGACAUUAGAGGAGAAAGGAAACGCCCUUGGGCUAAUGCCCACGCCGGGAAAGCUCUCGCCGACUCUUCGUGGCGCAGGCAUCUUGGUCCUCCUUUUGCAGGUGUCCUGCCUCUGCGGCUCUGCCCCCUGUGUCCUGUGUAGCUGCUGCCCCUCCAGCCCCAACUCCACCGUGACCCGUCUCAUCUUCACGGCCUUCCUCUUCCUGGGGGUCUUGGUGUCCAUCAUCAUGCUGAGCCCCAGCGUUGAGAGUCAGCUCCACAAGCUGCCGUGGGUGUGUGAGGAGGGGGCCACGACGACGCCCGUCAUCCUUCAGGGCCACAUCGACUGUGGCUCCCUGCUCGGCCACCGCGCCGUCUACCGCAUGUGCUUUGCGACGGCGGCCUUUUUCUUCCUCUUCACCCUGUUCAUGAUCUGUGUGCGCAGCAGCCGGGACCCCAGGGCUGCCGUCCAGAACGGAUUUUGGUUCUUUAAGUUCCUGAUCCUCGUGGCCAUCACCGUGGGCGCAUUUUAUAUCCCUGAGGGCUCCUUCUCCAACAUCUGGUUCUACUUCGGUGUCGUGGGCUCCUUCCUCUUCACCCUCAUCCAGCUGGUGCUGCUUAUCGACUUCGCUCACUGCUGGAACCAGCGGUGGCUGUGCAAGGCCGAGGAGUGUGACUCCCGGGCCUGGUAUGCAGGCCUCUUCUUCUUCACCCUCCUCUUCUACACGUUGUCCAUCGCGGCCGUGACAUUGCUGUUCAUCUACUACACUCAUCCCGGCACCUGCUACGAAGGCAAGGUCUUCAUCGGCCUCAACCUCACUCUCUGCUUCUGUGUCUCCAUUGUCGCCGUCCUGCCCAAGGUCCAGGAAGCCCAGCCCAACUCGGGUCUGCUGCAGGCCUCAGUCAUCACGCUCUACACCAUGUUUGUCACCUGGCUUGCCCUGUCCAGUGUCCCCGACCAGAAAUGCAACCCCCACCUGCUGACACGCUUCGGCAACGAGACGAUCCUGGCGGGCCCUGAUGGCUACGAGACUCACUGGUGGGAUGCCCCGAACAUCGUGGGACUCAUUGUCUUUAUCCUGUGCACGCUCUUCAUCGGGCUGCGCUCCUCAGACCACCGGCAGGUGAACAGCCUGAUGCAGACAGAGGAGGGCCAGUCGGCGCCAGAGAUCAUGCAGCAGCGGCAGGUGGUGGCAGAGUGCCGGGGCCAGGCCUACGACAAUGAGCAGGACGGUGUCACCUACAGCUACUCCUUCUUCCACUUCUGCCUGGUGCUUGCGUCCCUGCACAUCAUGAUGACCCUUACCAACUGGUACAGACCUGGCGAGACCCGGAAGUUGAUCAGCACGUGGACCGCCGUGUGGGUGAAGAUCUGUGCCAGCUGGGCGGGGCUGCUCCUUUACCUGUGGACCCUGGUGGCCCCUCUCCUCCUGCCAAACAGGGACUUCAGCUGAGGUGGCCCGCCCAACUGGUGCCUUGGGGCUCAGGGAGUCAGCCACGCUGAGCUCCCUACCCCAGCCCACCUCCAGGACUUGCUCCGGAGCUGGGCCCCCUGUUCUUAGUGCCUUUGGGGAUGGGGAACCUCAGACCCAAACCUGAGCCCCACCUUCCCACUGCCUCCAGACCACAGAGCUGCCUCUUCCUUACCCUUGUUCCCCAUCCCUUGCACUCACCCUCUUGGGAAAAAAGGGGCCCUUAUUUUUAGGCUCUCCAGGAGAGGGAUCCCAAGGAGACAAACCCUCAGAGCCACUCCCCAGGAUGGGGUCCCCAGCACUGAGGCCCCGGGUGGUGCUGACCAUAUCCCCCAGGGCACACCGCCCCCUUCUGGGACUCCGUGCCUUACUGAGUCUCCACAACUUUGCGCAAUAAAGCAGCUAAUGUAUGUACCUGCCCGUGUUCUGUGCCCCCCAUGCUUGGGCGCGGCCACCAUGCCUUCUGGGGCCAGUGUGGGGGCAGAAACAAUGUCAGAGCAGAGGAGGCCAGAUGAGGGACCCCAGGCUCUGUUCUGUAAGGCCUGGAGAGCCUUGGGGCAGAGGAAGGGGAGACUACAGGCGAAGGAGGAUAAAGGGAGUCUGGGGGCCAGGAAAGGCACUGGAGCAGUGUCCACAUGAGGGGUGGUAAGGCCAGAGUCAGGGUGGAGUGGAGAGUUUGGUGGCUGAUGGGGCCAUCUUCAUCAUCCUGCCAGUGCCUGCCCUGAGCUCCCGCCCAUCUCCAGCCCGCCGCCAGGGGCCUACUCCUUCUUCCUGCCAUAGCCAUGGUCCUUGUCACCAGCUCUGGGCCAGGUGCCUUGGGGAAUGCAGAGAAGAAUCUGACCCAGCGCCAGACUUAGGGCAUGGUGGGACGUGCACUGGAGUCAGCCGAGUGGGUCUGGAUCCGGUGAAUCUUGGAAGCCGUGGGGCUUGUAUGGGUCUCCAAGCGAGUCCUACCCCUCUGGGCCCUGGCUGCUCACCCAUCAGUCGAACGGACACCUCCCGCUCCCGAGCUGCUAUGAGGCAUGGAUGAAGCAGCCCGGCAGGUGCCCCAAAAGCCCCAUGGGUUUCCAUCUCUAAAGGCACAUGGUAAUGCAGCGGGAACAACAGGCUCCUGACUGUGGCCCCAGAGCCUGGUCCCGACACAGUGACUGCCCACAGGCCAUGCACCCUCUCCAUUUGCAGGUGUGACAAAUAGAUAGGACAUGACUCGGUUUGAUGGGUGCUGGGGGUGUGGUGGCCAGGGACACAGCCUGUUUCCAGGGAGCUCGUGGGUCACAAGGGCUGUGGGGGUGCCCGGGCUAUAAUGAGGGGACGCCUGCCAUGGGCUGGGCAUGAGGACGGACAUCCUACAGAAUGAGUGGGCACCAGCCAGCUCUAGAGGAAUGAAAAUGCUCGAGGCACAGGGGACAGCAUGUGAAUAAGAGAGAGUGGGGCAUUCCAGGACAGUGUGGAGUGUGGGGUGGCUGGUCAUCAUGGAGCGUGCAGGUCAGGAGAUGCUGAGCUGAAAGGUGGGCCAGCCCCAAUCACACAGGCCUUUGAGGGCCAUUGCGAAGAGACCAGAUGUUACCCUCAGUGCAGAGGGGAGCCAUGGAAGGUUUUGGAGCAGGGUAGAAGCAGUGAAGGUGUGAGGUAGUCAUGGGGGAAGUUCUGGAAGGCUUCAAACAGAGCAGUGACAUGGUCAAGGUGGUAUUUUAGAAGGAUUUCCCUGAAUGAAGGGAAGGGUUGGUAGCUCGGACAGGUACCAGGGCCCGGGAAUGAAGAGAAGUGGUGGGGCAGGUACUAGGGGAGGGGCAGAGGACGUUGUUUCUCAACCCUGGGACAGAUCCUGGGGAAGGUCUUGGCCCUGGGUGCCUUUCAGCCCAAGGAAACCCUCUCCAUGGAGCAGCCCGAACCUCCUUUCACCUUUGGGAGAAGAAGCCCACACCAUGCUCCUGAUAACCUUUUCUUUUUUUUUUUUUUUAAUGACUUUGUAGAAGUGAACUAUUUUAUCCUGCUUUUGUAUCAUGUUGCUCUACAGUUUUCAAAUUAUUCAUUCAACAAACAUGCACUGAGCAUGAGUUCUGGGCCAGGGUCUAAGCCAGGGCGGGCCUAAUCGGGAAGGAGGCGAGGCCAGGCUGAAGAGUCUGAAUGCCCGGUGAAGGAGUUUCAGGUCCCAACUUGGAGGUCACCACCUCUGAGAAGCCACCUGGAUUUCUCCCAGACAGGUCAAAGGGCCUCCCCCACCCCCCAGCGAUGUUAUUUCCCCAGUGGCCAUUCAGUCCCCCAGUCAGGCGGUGGUCUCACUCACUCACCUGGUGGGCAUUGUGGUGGAGGUGGAGGCAGAUGUCAGGGCUGACUGCUGCCCACCCAGGGGUCUGGCUGCAGGGUCUGGCCCGCAGAGGGUCUGGCCCCUUGUCUCCUGCUGCCCAGCCCCAUGGCUUCCACAUGUCCUCCCUCCCUCCCUCCCUUCCUUUCUUUCCACCUUCCUCCCUACCCCUUCUUCCUCCCUUCUCCACACCCCCCCCUCCUUUCUGACCUCCCAUCUCUUUUCCUUCAUACGCUCUCCUCUGUGGUCUCUCUCCCCUCUCUCUUUCUUUUGUCACCUCCUCUUUCAUGGGUCUGUGGGACAGGCCCAUAGGACACCGCCCUUUUGGUGGGCUAGUCCCUGACAGGCAGGUCUGUGACAGAGAGCAGCACAGCUCUGGACCAGACUGUCGAAGUGCUCUCUGGGCAGAGCAAGUAUGAAGCCCACAGAUCAGUGUGGGGACUGGAAAGCUCUCUGGGCUCAGCUCCAGUCCUGUGUGCCCCACCUCGCUUCUGUAAAAUGGCAACAGUGGCAGUUUUGUAAACCAUAAAGCCUGGUGCUUGGCAGAGCCAGAUGAUGCAGUUAACCAGCAGACAUUCCUCAUCCCCUCUCCCUUUCCAGCCAGCAUCAUGAAGGCCGGAAAAGUCAAGGGGUCCCUUUGCAGCUUCCUGGAGAGCAGUGGGUACCUCAUAACGAGCCCACUAAUGGCAUCCGAAGGAGAAGGCUAAGGGGCAAUUCCAGGAAAGGGGCUGUUUUUCUUCUUUGGGGGGCUGCUCCUUCUCCCCUUUUUCUACCUUAACACGAAUGAGAUGGCUGGGGCUACAGCAGCUAUCUUGGGACAGUGAGGCAACAAGCCCGAGGGUGAGAAACCAACAAGGUGAGGACCUAGUACAGAGAACUGGAAGGGCUCUGGGUGCUUGAUGUGUCCUGCUGGGCCUGUCCCUGCGCUUCUGUUAUGUGAGGAAAACAAAUGUCAAUGUGUUUCGGCCCCUGGUGGUUGGGUAUUAGUUCCUUGCUGCUGAAUGUAUAUCUGAUAUGACAUGUGAGACGAUCAUUAAUUUCAGCAAUAAUAAAAAUAAUAAACUAGAGAAACUGG